Molecule: messenger RNA, 792 nt
Organism: Lactuca virosa
Lineage: Eukaryota; Viridiplantae; Streptophyta; Magnoliopsida; Asterales; Asteraceae
Source: the annotation of a GenBank genome assembly
AUGGCUUCCGAAGCUGGUGAAAUGGAAAAACCGAUAGUGAUUGAUCAUCAUCAAGAACAACAGCAGCAGUGCCAGAAACAACAAGCUUUGAAGUGCCCACGAUGUGAUUCGUCAAACACUAAGUUUUGCUACUACAACAACUAUAGUUUGUCACAGCCAAGGCAUUUCUGUAAAGCUUGUAAGAGGUAUUGGACCAGAGGUGGCACCUUGAGAAAUGUUCCUGUGGGUGGUGGUUGCAGGAAAAACAAGAGAGUGUUCAAGAUGCUACCGACAACGACUACUCAUGCUCCUUCCAAUUCACAACCAGUUGACAAUAACCCUAACCCUAACUGUAAACCUAAUUUUGAUAACCAUUCUUCUUUUUAUGGGUUGGUGCCUCAAAACCAUAAUUAUGAAAGGUUCAACUCUGGGUGUGAUUUUUCUCAAGCUCAAAUAAGUAAUCUUGGAUUUGGGUUCUCUUCUUUGAAUCCUGGGGCUGUAGCCGCGUCAAAUCAUUCACAGAAUUCAUCGUUAUUUCUAUCAAGCUACCCGUCAUCCGUGUUUGCUGGUUCUACUUCUAGCUCAAAUAGUGUUCCUACCAUGGCUUCUCUAUUAUUUUCAGGCUUCCAGCAACCACAACGAUAUAUGGAAUGGAAUAACCAUUUUGAGGGCCAGAACAAUGAUGAUCAACUCGAAGCUAUGGCCUCAUCCGAUCCAAAUUCACUUAUAUGGAACACAACUAGCGGUGGUGGUGGUGGUGGCUGGUUUGAUCCUACAAGCAAUAUUGAUUCUUCAGUUGCUUCCUUGAUCUAA